AUGAGUGCGAACGGCAACAGCAGUGGUGAAGGCGGCGCCGUUGGAGCGGAGAAGAUCAACACAGACAUUGUGACACUUACCAGGUUCCUUACUGAAGAGCAGACGAAGCACAAAGAGGCUACCGGAGACUUCACGCUUCUGUGCCAUGCCCUCCAAUUCUCCUUCAAGAGCAUCGCAUACUACAUCCGACGGUCCACACUCAUCAAUCUCACGGGUCUCGCUGGCUCCUCAAACACAACAGGGGACGACCAGAAGAAGCUCGAUGUCAUCGGUAACGACCUCUUCAUAGCCGCGAUGAAGAGCUCAGGAAGAGUGAAGUGUAUGGUUUCCGAGGAAGAAGAGGACCUGAUCGUCUUCGAAGAACACCCCAAUGCCCGAUACGCCGUGGUCUGCGACCCUAUUGACGGUUCCUCGAACCUCGACGCCGGUGUCUCGGUCGGUACCAUCUUCGGCGUCUUCAAGCUGCCCAGAGACGCAAAGGGCGUCAAGGAAGAUCUGCUCAGGCCGGGAACGGACCUGGUGGCCAGCGGCUUCACCAUGUACGGCGCGUCGACCCAGCUCGUCAUCACGAUGAGGGGCGGUACUGUGAACGGCUUCACAAUGGACAACGCGCUAGGCGAGUUCAUCUUGACUCAUCCGAACAUGCGGAUGCCGAAGAAGCGGGCCAUCUACUCCGUGAACGAGGGCAACAGCCUGUACUGGGAAGAGCCGGUGAAGGAGUACAUCAACAGCUUGAAGUACCCCGAGAAGGAUGGCGGCAAGCCUUACAGUGCUAGAUACAUCGGGUCGAUGGUCGCAGAUGCGUACAGGACCCUGCUGUAUGGAGGCAUAUUCGCGUACCCGGCGGACAAGAAGAGCACCAAGGGCAAGCUACGGAUUCUGUACGAGUGUGCCCCCAUGGCCUUGGUCUUUGAGAAUGCUGGCGGCCAAGCCGUCAACAGCAAGAUGGAGAGACUGAUAGAAGUUGUACCCGAGCAUAUCCAUGACAGGUCCGGCGUGUUCUUGGGAAGCUAUGACGAAGUGCAGAAGGUCAUUGACAUCCACAAGAAAUACGCUAAAUGA
Molecule: messenger RNA, 1062 nt
Organism: Coniosporium apollinis CBS 100218
Lineage: Eukaryota; Fungi; Ascomycota; Dothideomycetes
Product: fructose-1,6-bisphosphatase
Exons: 4
Coding region: 1-1062 (353 amino acids)
Biological process (GO): fructose 1,6-bisphosphate metabolic process; fructose metabolic process; fructose 6-phosphate metabolic process
Cellular component (GO): cytoplasm; cytosol
Molecular function (GO): fructose 1,6-bisphosphate 1-phosphatase activity
Source: RefSeq, a predicted model, not a curated record